AUGAACAAGACUUUGCUUUUGUUAACUAUUUUGGCUGUCGGUGCUUUGGCUUCCACUGCCCCUGCUGUCGAAGAAGGUGUCUAUGUCUUAACUGACUCCAACUUCAACGAAUUCAUUGCCUCCAAGCCUUUUGUUUUGGUUGAAUUCUACGCCCCUUGGUGUGGUCACUGCAAGAAGCUCGCCCCCGAAUAUGCUAAGGCUGCUUAAGCUUUAGCCAGUGAAAACUCCUAAGCUGUUCUCGCUAAGGUUGAUGCCACUGAAUAAAAGGACCUCGGUACUAGAUUCUCCAUCCAAGGUUUCCCUACCUUGAAGUUCUUCAUCAACGGUUCCACUGAAAACCCUGUUGACUUCAAUGGUGGUAGAACUGAAAAGGACAUCCUUAACUGGAUCAAGAAGAGAACCGGUUCCGUUUCUGAAGCUCUUAACACUGCUGAAGAAUUAACCGCCUUCACUCAAAAGAACCAAGUCGCCAUCGUUUAUUUCGGUGAAAGUGAAAAGGAUGCCAACUACGAAGCCUUCAAGUCUUUGGCUAUGUCUUAUGAUGACCUCGCCUUCGCUCACGUUUUCAACGCUGACUUGAGAACUGCUUAAAACGCUGCUGCUCACAACCUCGUCCUCUACAAGCACUUCGAUGAAAAGAGAAACGACUUCACUGGUACCUUCAACGUUGCUAACUUAAAGACUUUCGUUGACACCAACUCUUUCCCCAUCGUUAUGCCCUUCAACGACAGAGCCAUCCAAAAGGUCUUCUAACAAGGUAACCCCACUUUGUUCCUUUUCUCCAACAGCAACGAAGCUUCCCUUGCUGCUGAAAAGGCUUUCGCUGCUUCUGCUGAAGAAAACAGAGGUAAGAUCGUCUUCUCUAUCUCCAAGCCUGAUGACACCUUCGGUCACUACUAAAAACUCGCUGACUACAUCGGUGUUAACACUGCUUAAGUCCCCGCUUUAAUGCUCGUUCACUCCAGCCACGAAGUUCUUAAGUACAAGUUCACUGCUUCUGAAAUCACCCAUGCCACCAUUAACUAAUUCGUUAGUGACUACCUUGCUGGUAAGCUCUCAACUUACUUGAAGUCUGAAGAUAUCCCUGCCACCAACGACGAACCCGUCAAGGUCCUCGUCGGCAAGAGUUUCGAUGACCUCGUCAUUAACAGCAACAAGGAUGUCUUAGUUGAAUUCUACGCUCCCUGGUGCGGUCACUGCAAGCAACUUGCUCCCAUCUAUGAUGCCGUUGCCAAGAAGCUCUCCCACAACCACAACAUCGUCAUCGCUAAGAUCGAUUCCACCGCUAACGAAGUUCCCGGAGUCAAUAUUAGAGGUUUCCCCACCAUUAAGUUCUAUCAAAACGGUAAGAAAUCUACUCCUCUUGAUUUCGAAGGUGACAGAACUGAAGAAGGUAUCCUCAAGUACCUCAAGGAAAAGACCACCUUCCCUUGGGUUGAAAAGAACGAAGAUCUCUGA
Tetrahymena thermophila SB210 is the source of this 1458-nucleotide messenger RNA. RefSeq names its product protein disulfide-isomerase. The record is from RefSeq and is a predicted model, not a curated record. NCBI's taxonomy places the organism in Eukaryota, Ciliophora, Oligohymenophorea, Hymenostomatida, Tetrahymenidae. Gene Ontology annotation, molecular function: protein disulfide isomerase activity. Gene Ontology annotation, biological process: protein folding; response to endoplasmic reticulum stress. The transcript has 3 exons. Gene Ontology annotation, cellular component: endoplasmic reticulum.